Molecule: messenger RNA, 2252 nt
Organism: Gadus chalcogrammus (walleye pollock)
Lineage: Eukaryota; Metazoa; Chordata; Actinopteri; Gadiformes; Gadidae
Gene: clasrp
Product: CLK4-associating serine/arginine rich protein
Exons: 20
Coding region: 39-2117 (692 amino acids)
Source: RefSeq, a predicted model, not a curated record
CCGUGCCCCGCCGCGCCCCCACCCCCAGCGGCGCCGUCAUGUGGCAGGAGGCCAGAAAACACGAGCGCAAGCUUCGUGGUAUGAUGGUCGACUACAAGCGACGUGGCGAGCGCCGGCGCGAGUACUACGAGAAGAUCAAAAAGGACCCUGCCCAGUUCCUCCAGGUCCAUGGCCGAGCCUACAAGAUCCACCUGGACCCGGCCGUGGCCCUGGCUGCUGAGAGCCCCAUCAACAUGAUGCCGUGGCAAGGAGACGCCAACAACAUGAUUGACAGGUUCGACGUCAGGGCCCACCUGGACUACAUCCCAACCUACACCCCCCCCCUGCUCAGCAGCAGCAGCCCCGACCAGGAGUCAGACGAGAGGAAGUGUAACUACGAACGCUACCGAGGGCUGGUGCAGAACGACUUCGCCACCAUCUCUGAAGAGCAGUGCCUGUACCAGAUCUACCUGGACGAGCUCUACGGUGGCCUGCCACGACCAAACGAAGACGAAAAGAAAAAGCUGGCGGAGAAGAAGGCCACCAUUGGCUACACAUACGAGGACAGCACCGUGGAGGAACCGGAGCCCACCUCAGACAAGGACGAGGAGAACUCUGAGGAGGAGGAAUCAGAGGAGGACGAAGGCAUCCCAGAUAUCGACGUGGAGGUGGAUGUGGACGAGCUGAACAUCGAACAGGAGCUGGACCUGAAUAAGAUGGCCACCCCCUACGGCAUGGCAGAAGGAGACUUUGUCAGGAUGCUGAGGAAGGACAAGGAGGAGGUGGAGGCCAUCAAGCACGCCAAGGCCCUGGAGGCGGAGAAGGCGAUGUACUCGGGCCGUCGCUCCCGGCGACAGAGGAGGGAGUUCAGGGAGAAGCGGCUGAAGGGACGUCAGAUCAGCCCGCCCAGCUACGCCAGGAGGGACAGUCCCACGUACGACCCGUACAAGAGGCCGGAGUCGGAGUCCGACUCUGAGUCGCGGUCGCGGUCUCGCUCCCCAGGUCCGGAGAAGAUCACCUUCAUCACCAGCUUCGGGGGGAGCGACGAAGAGGCGGCGGCGGCGGCGGCGGCGGCGGCUGCAGCGGCAGCGGCGGCGGCGGCGGCGGCGGCGGUUGCGGCGGCGGCGGCUCCUCCAAGCUCUAGCCACGCCCCCGUCCACUCGCAGCACCCUGCAGGUCAUAGCAGGGGCUCCCGGAGACGAAGGUCCUCCUCCAGCCGUUCCCCGUCCUCCUCCUCGCGCUCCUCCUCGCGCUCCUCCUCCCGCUCGUCCUCGCGCUCGCGGCGAGCGCGGCGGGGGCGGGGCAGCGGGGGGCGGGACGGAAGGCGCUCCCGCACGCGCUCCCCCUCCCCCUCCCGGCGGCGCUCCGGGUCGAAGGGCGGAGCCAGAGGGGGGAACGGCAGCGGCGGCUCCUGGAGGAGGCGGGAGCGCACACGCACGCCGUCGCAGUCCCGGGAGCGGGAGCGCGACAGAGAGAGGGAGCGGGAGCGCGACCGAGAGCGGGACAGAGAGCGGGAGCGGGACAGAGAGCGGGAGCGGGACAGAGAGCGGGACAAGAGGCGGUAUUCGGGCCGCCGGCAGACCAGGUCCCGCUCCGGCUCCAGGCAGAGGGCCGCCUCCAGGCACGGGGGGCGGAGCUCCGGGGGCCACCGGCGGGGAGGAAGCAGCAGCCCCAGCCCCGCCCCCUCCCCCUCCCGACCCCCCCGGAGCCCCUCCCCCUCCCACUCCCACAGGGGGUCCCUGACCUCGGGCGGCCUCGACAAGCUAAGGAAGCCUGACACUCCGUGCGGUAAAGAGUCUGGAGCUUCCAAACCCAAGAUGACCCCCCAGGAGAAGCUGAAGAUUCGCAUGCAGAAGGCCCUCAACAGGCAGUCCAAGGCCGAUAAGAAGGCAGCUCAGGCCAAGAUCCAGAACCAGGAGAACAAGAGACAGGAACGGGAAGGAGAGCUGCGGGCCAUGGCGCGCAAGAUACGCAUGAAGGAACGAGAGAGGCGCGAGAAGGAGAGGGACGAGUGGGAGAAACAAUAUGGCCGCCAGAGCCACUCCCCCUCCCCGUCCAAAUAUGGCCGUGACCACAGCUCUUCCAGAAGCAGCAGGAGGUCUCGUUCCCGCUCCAGGAGUCCGUACCACAGGUACUGACAGCGCUGAGACCUGCUCUACAGCACCACCUACCUGCCAGCCCAGGAACCACAGGGCUGGACCGCCCACCGGAGGGAGGACGAGCCCAUUGGCUAGGAGAGGGCUGGGGGCGGGCUUAUUGGCUCGGAGAGGGCU